ACAUAGGAGCACCAACACAGGGACCGUCCUGCUGCAACUCUUCGGCUGAGGACACUAACUACAUUUGUUGUUCCACAGGCGCUUCUUCUUUUGUUUUACGUACUUUUAUAAACACGGAAAGUUGAGUGGAAUAUAUCCAGAAACUUCCUCAUUGGCUGGACCUCUAAAAGGAUCUACAAGGGUGCUGGCAGGGAAAUGCCUAUGUAGAACUGGGAUCUUGGAUUUUUGUCCAUGUGAGAAAGCACUACACCUGUGACAAGCUCAUCCAAGAGUAAGAUGAAACCAGAACUGGAAGACCAGAAUGCUUGAACACCUGGAAUCUUACAGUCUUUGACAACAUCUGGUGCAGCUGGCAAAAACAUUGGAAAAGGACUUUUGAACCACUACAGAAUCUCCAGUUUUCUUCUUGUGGAUUCUAAGUUAAAGACAGCAAACAUGCCUAUCCUUAAGCAGUUGGUGAAUAACACUAACCAGUCAAAGCGCCGGUCGCGAGCCGACCUGACCGCAGAGAUGAUCAGCGCUCCAUUGGGCGACUUCCGCCACACUAUGCACGUAGGCCGGGGUGGAGAUGCAUUCGGGGACACUUCAUUUCUUAGCACCCGAUCUGGUGAGCCACCAAGGGAGCCUGAAAUAAAGCAAAGCUCACCAGGCCCCAAACCAGGGCUGCUGUCCCGCACCUUCAGAAGCAGCAAGCGCUCCCAGUCCGUCAACCGUGGGGACAAGUAUGAUUACAAUAUGAUGGCGCCUUCUGGUGGUUCGUCCAACUACGUGAAAAAUGCCAUAUCCUUGCCUUACCUUAACGAUGAUUUUAACAGAGGACAUCUGACAAAGAGUGUGUCUUCAAGCCCAAUGAAGACGCUCAUGGAGAUCGAUACCAAGCCGGUUAACGGUGCAGCAGCAAUGGCAACAAUGGAUGCAGAUUUUGACGAGCGCAACUUCGGCGAACUCACUGACUUGCCUCCGUCAAUGCCGAAGGGAGGCGGGUUGAAACACGCAGAGUCCAUGAUGUCCUUCCACAUCGACUUAGGGCCGUCCAUGCUUGGAGACAUCUUAAGCGUGAUGGAGAAGAAAGGCUGGGAGGACGACGACCUCGGCUACGAAGAGGGUAAAAGCAGCGAUGGACGCGCCUCGCCUUCCAACAUCCCCCACAUAGAUGAUGACGAUGCAGACGAGCGGGCACCGAUGAGGCCACCUCGCAGCAUGCACCAACAAAAGCCCGUGAUAGAGCCCUACACCCCGGAGCUACAAACCAGGAACAACCACCACAACCUGGACAGCUACUCAGUGUCCAGCUCCGGCUCUGCUACUGAGGAGAAAGCUCAGUACCACCACCAGGACGGCGACACGGACAGCGCAAAGUACAGCUCACCACGUGGGGAGGACGACAGAGAUUUCACCUUCAUGGAUGAGGACGAGGAUGAGAUUCGAGUGUAGACCAACCUGGUAUUGGUGGACACUUUUGGAGAGACAUUCGGAAAGUCAGGGGACUAAUCAGAGCUUCUUGUAUCAUCUUUCUACACUUUUUUCAACAUCAUAAUAAAACCAGUUAGGCCUUACUUGCUGUGCUGCAGCAAGAUGUGAGCUAAAAACUGACAGACUUGCUCACAGAGUGGAACUCCUGAAGAUUCGUUUCCGUAGACUCUAAGCUUGUAAUUGGAAAUUCCCCAUUUUUGGACUGUUUUCUUUUCAAGGGUUAGAAAAGAAAAGCAGCAAGCCAUUGUUUAUGAGCACCACACUCAUCUUGGGAAGCUAAGUUUGACCGCAAGGUCAGAGAGACUGUGCUUAAGCUGUCAGUCAGAGUAAUAUUACUUUUAUGGGUGAUGUGUGAGGUGAAGAGAUGGAUAUGUGAGGGCACAAAGUUGAUGUACAGUUCUGGACAGGAAAGAGGGAAAGGACAUCAUUUGCCAGUGAUAAUGUUUGGCAGAAACACUAAAUAGAUAAAGUAGUUAUUACUUUUCAUGUCUUACUUUAAGGGUUCAUUUUAUCAUUACUUUCAUGAAGCCGGUCUACUCUUGUAGAGCUUGUUUUUCAGUUCGGUACUUAUUUCUUUUGUAUUAUUUUGCCUCCAAUUUGUCUCUAUUAAGCUAGGUCCUCAUACUUUAAAUUCUCUGACAGCUGUGGUAUUUAUUCAUUUAUAUUAAUAAGGGAUGAAUCAGUCUUAUUGUGCACUACAAGGUCUUAAAAGUUUCUUCUGGUUUGUUUCUUUACUUUAAAAUGACUUAACGGUACUACAGAAUGAGCCAGCUUCUUUUGUAGAAACAUGGCACUUAAUUCUCAUAUCGCUGUCACUCUUUUUUUUGGAAGUCUGUGUAGGAAGACAAGGACCUAUGUUUGGAAAAAUGUGAAUUGUCAAAAUAAGAGGCCUUUUGUAUGUGUCAGUGUCCUGUACUUUUAUGAAAACAGGAUAGAAGUGGCGAUUGUGGCUAAUUUUCUGGGUCAUUCCACGCCAUUAUGGAGGUUGGUAGCAUUAGCAGGUCAGCGGAGAGGCGCGAGAGUGAAAGGGACUGUCGGAAAAAAUGGUAAAAUCCAAAUUAAUAGUUAUGGUUCCUCCCUUAAGGGGAGAGAAAGGAUGUGAAACAUGAGUAAGGUGUUAUUAGAUUGCAGCUUCUUUAAUAGACAGGCUUGAGGUAUGUCUUGGGGCAGCACUGAGAGUGGCAGAAACAUUUCCUUAACCGGCCCCGCAGGUGAUAAGACUCACCUCCUCUAUCUACACAAGCCAAAUCACACAGCAGAAACAGAUGAUUAAAUCAACCAAUCAUCCAGCCUUUCCCGGUCUACUCAUUAUUAAACGUGCUGGAUAAUUGGCCUCCAACCAGCUGGAACUGCUCCAGGAACAGCAGGGUCAGGGACAGACAGGUGUGCUGUUUCUCUUUGGCUUUUUUGUGCUUAGUUGUAAGCUCGCUCAGCUGGCUCCUCCGGGCUCAUCUCACUUAGAGGUAAAGCUACAAGGAAGCGUACUUUCCUUUCCUGCGUUGAUGAUUAAUGUCUGACCUUUUUAUUUCUGGUUAGAGGAUUAAUCGCCACAUUUGACGAAUGGGAAGCGUUUAUUUCCUGUUGUGGCGUUGAUGCAGGUGUGUAUAUAUAGAAUCAGGAUGCUGUGCCAUUCUUACUCGGGUUUAUUGUAUAGUUUUAAAACCACAGUGUAAACAGGUUGCAAGAAGAUCUACAAAGACAAGCAAUCUGGAGGUAAUUGCCAAGUAUGUUUUAACCAUAUUAUCAGAAAUGAUAGCAGGAUGUUUAAUUUUGUUUUGUAUACUUAUGUGUAGACAUGCAGUAUGGUUUGAGUCAGAAAUCUUACAUUUUUUAAUGUAAAUGGGCCAAAUUGGGAGUAUUGUUUGACUUUUUAUCAAGAAUUGUUUAGUAAAUGGUUUGUGGAUUGUUUGGGCAGCUGCAAUCCUUUAUUAUCAACAAGAAACGGACACUUUAAAGAGCAAAACACUCCUCCUUUAAGUUUUUAAUCAUGUAUGUAAAUAUGAUCUGUGCCAUUGAUUAUUACAGCAAACAAUCUGUCAUCAGCAGUGUGAGUAUGUGGUGAGAAUCAGGAAUGUCAGCGGCUUUAACACUAAACUAAUAACAUCUUCCAACAAUCUAGGAAAACCCUGCCAAAUCUCACAGCUAAGGUAGUAUUUGUCUAAUGUCAAGUUUGAUAUAUCUCAUUUCUAUGUAAGCCACAGUCAUAGAAAAAGUCCAGAUAAAUGUCUAUUUCAUAUUUGACAUAUGAAAUUCCGUUUUAGGCAUGUAGGGCACUAAGGAUUCAUCACGGGACAUGAUGUACCAAAACCCGGGGCAGAGGCAGUCUCGACACAUGACGACACAGGUGUGACACUCGGCAGCAGUCAAGGUCAAGCUCGACAGCAACUCUUUCAGGGUUCCUGCUUAUCCUUGAAAAGAUUAAAAAAAAGUCUGAAAUUGGACAUUUUAAAUUUAAGGCUGGAAUAGGUCAAAGAGUCUCAUUUUAACCAGAGAGAGUGGCUUUGUCCAGUCUUUGUUUUCUAGCCAGCGUUAUACAAUUCUGAUCAUUCUUUCUUGUGUAUAACCCUCGUCCAUGUAACAGCUAACGGCAUUUACAGCAGUUUAUAGUUAAACUCCCAAAUUUGGGCAUUUUUGGUAAUAUUUUCUGUCCUAAACCAUUUCCUACACAGUACACUAAAUAAAGAAUGUCAGCUUUGAUUGGGUAAACGGAUAAAUCUAGCCUGCCUUUAAUUUUUGAUCUUUGGUGGCAUAAAAAGUGGUAUUCAUUUUUCUCAAUGUAGGAAUUGAAAAGUCUUUAAUUAUUAAAAGUGUAGUAACCCUGCUCUUUUAUCUAGGCAUUUCCCCCCCCCUCGGUCAUAUGCCAUGAGAUCAUCAGUGGUUUUUAGGCCCUUGAGACAUUCACAGCCUGACCAGGGGCCCGGGGCAGUCCUGCUGCUCGUCUGUACUGUAGGCAAGUGGUUCCCAAGCUUUUUUCCUGGGUGCUUUUUAAACCCUGGAAUUCUAAGUUGGCUUUCUUGUAACUGUAAGAACUUUGUAAUCUCAAAAAUGUGAUUUUUUUUUUUUUUCAAAAAAUGUUGACUUUUUACACAAAAAUGAACAGAUUCUCUUCAUUUUUUCGUAUUUUAGGUUGGCCCUAAUACAUCAUUUUCUAUCAUUGUUUUUUUUUUAAAGAUAACAGUUCAUCUAAUUUUGCCGGGGUGCCUGAACCCCAGUCUGGGAACCACUGCUCAAGGCCAGUCUUACCACAUCCACCCCUUACUCUGCCCUAAAGGACUUUAUUUUUUCAACUGAUUAUUUUCACAUACCCCUGGUAAAAUGCAAGGACAUCCAGAGCACAACUUUUGGCCCAAACUUGCCUUAAAGUUCUGCACACUUGUGUAAAAGGCCAGUAUUGCUUGUAGCAAGUUAAAUAAAAAACAUCUGUCAAUGUGGCAAGAAAAUUUAGCUGAAGUUUCUUGAAAUAAGUUCUUUCUGAAUUAUUUAACUACUACAUACUGUUCAGUUUCCAUGCCCUCACAGAUUAGUUGGAUCGAUUUUGACCCGAGCCAAGAAUUCCCCUAUAACAAGAGUCUAGACAGAAGUUUGGACAACUUAUUGAUCCAGAUGGUAUGGACAACCUAUCUGUAGUUAAUAAAUGAAUAAUUUCAGUGUUUCAGGGGGCAGAGAGUGUUUUUAGGUUUUCAGCUACUCAUUUUUGUGGAACAAGAUCGAAUCCACAAUAUCAUGUCCUGUUUUAUCUAAGAGAUGAAAACAGCAAUUAUGAUCUGAAUAGAUUGUACUAAUUACAUUCCUGGAGCAUCAGAUACUGCUUUGCAUUAUGCAGCACUCUGCCCUGUAAAUAUUAGACUUCUGCUCAAAAAGUCUGACAUCUAAAGCUUUUAUUUUGAUUGUGGAGAAGCAGAAGUGUGGUGCUUUCUAUCGACAAGCCUGUGAUGGCAGUGAGAAGAAUUUAACCUGCUCAACAUUUCAAAUAUGAGUAUGGAUUUUUUUCAUGCACCACUUUCUCCACUUAGUGACACAAGCUAACAGGCCCUGUUGAAAGAGAAAGGGAAGAUUUUCCUGUCAGACACUCCUGGUGCCAAUAAGAAAUAAGCUGAUUUCGUCACCAACAUGCAUGCUGUGGGGACACAAUGUAACACUGUAAAAAGGGCGAGAACAUUCCAGACAUGCUGGUGUUUAUUAUAUAAUCAGCCUUACAAUCAUUAAAUUAUAUUAUCAUACCUAUUAAUCAUCAGUUAAGAAUUGACUCCUGGCACACGAGACCUAAAGCUGGUCACACAAAUUAGCAGACAGACUUCAGUUCUCUGUGUGCACCAUGUAUGAUUAUUUCAUGGAGUUGUACUGUCUCACUGUGAAAAGAUUCCUCCAUGACUCUUCAAAGACUGACAGGUGCCUGUCUCUGCAGGAACCUGGGCAGAGAUGUGGACCCCACUAUCCCUGGAGGUGGUUAAAAAAUACGAUUUGGCACAAAGCAUCAUGUCGUCAUUUUACAGAGUUCUGUACAAAUUGCUUACAUUUAAGCAUAAAUCUCCCUUAAUAGCUGUGUUUUUAUUUUACAUUUAACUUAUUUUAGGGAUAUUUUUACAAUAAUGGGUAGAAUAUACAACUUUAAAUAAUUACAAAUGUAAUUUUUGUAUUUUGGCAAGCAUCCCGUGACCCCUCUUGACCCCCCCCCUUCCCCAACAAUCCCAACCCUCAUUGGAAACCACUGCCUUAAACAAUACACACAAGCAUGGCAGUACUAGUAAAUUCCUGCAAAGCUGUAUUAAUACAGUAACAUAGUAUUUAAGAUUCCAUAAAUACAUUUUCACUAAUUUGAUUCAGUCAAAUUUGACCAGGUGUGGCAGCCUCUGAAGCACCUUUACAAAAGUGUAAACCAUUUUUUUUGUAUUUUGAUAAGUAGAAAAGUGCAUCAUUUUGGUCUUUACAUUUAUUACACUAUAAGUCUUAAUUUGCAACAUGAAAUGCUGACUACUGUCAUCAGCAACCUUAACGUUAAUGUAUCAAAAACAUUUUUUACAUAAAUUUUCUAUAUAACCGGAAAAAUUAGGAAAAUGAAACCAAAGACAAAGACAGUGGCAUCUAAUCCUAACGCUAUUGUAAACGACAAGAAGAGGUUAUUUAAAGUUAAAUGACUUUUGAACCAUAAACUGUACCCAUACACUUUUUUCCCAUCUUACAGUCUGCUGUUACACUAAUGACGCUAUCCGUGCCUUUGUGACCCUUAAAAAGGCUUUUCUAGCAAGCCUGUAACCUGGGUGACUUUCCAGGGUCUUUAAAGGUAAAAUCCACACCCGUAACCCAGAUAUUGAAUGUUGCUCGUUUCUGCCGCUAGGAGCUACUGCUAUCCACCAUAAUGUUUUGUCAUAUGGGCUGUGACAACCAAUGGCAGGCUGCUCUGUUUUCACUUCAUAGUUUGUCAAACUGGGGAGAUCAUGCAGGAGACAGCCUGAGUAGCUCAAAAUGGAGAGAAAGAGAGACAGAGAGCCCGUGAUGUGGCCCUCGGUGUCACUGCAGACAGGAACUGCUUUGGAUAAUGGUUCCAAAACAGCCAAUUCAAGUGUAAGGACGUUUUAUAAGCUUUUUCAGACAGUAAGUCCAGGUGAGACAAAAUGGUAAAAAAACGCUUAGGGCUCAGAGGGUUUAGGGUUUUUUACUGCCAUCAAAUGUCAAAAUAAGUUGAAUUUGACCUUACAGUUUUUAAUGAUGACUAAAUUUCAUAUGGUCACUUAAUUUUGAAGUUUUACUCUCUACAAGCAGUGCUUGUUUCUUUUUCUUGACCCAAGACAUUUAUUUGGACUGGCCUAAAGAAUGUGGCUUAUGUUAGUGUAAUGAAUCAUUUUGAUAAGAAAUUGUUCAAAUUAGCUAUUUUAGAUUUGAGAUUUGCAGCGUAAAGACGGCUGGAAAUUGGAGUAACUAAAUGGAAAAUGACGGACUAAAUUACACUGAAAUAUUUUCUUGUAAUUGUCUGACUCUUCUGGCAUGUGUUUCUCUGUGGGAAACUCCUCAGCAGGCCAGAAUAAACCAUAUAAAGGAAUUUGCAAAUACUCUCAGCCUCAGGUCUGCUCAGAAAGUUUUCCAUGGCCCUGACAGCUGUGGUUCGCUGAGUGGCAGAAAAGAUAAGGACUGCAAAAAAACAACCGGCUCAAAGUUCAACUGUAGAAUGUUUUCUCCUUUUUUUCCUCCUCAUUGGCUGUAGUGUUAUGCCAAGUAUGUACUGUCUUCCUUUUCCUUACCCUGCUUUUACAGUAUAUUAAUAUAUUUACCUUCAUUUCUUCCCUUCUCUUUGAAAUAACAGCUAUAUUUUUCAAUAAAAGAGAAAGCUGGUAAUCUUUAA
Molecule: messenger RNA, 7810 nt
Organism: Cheilinus undulatus (humphead wrasse)
Lineage: Eukaryota; Metazoa; Chordata; Actinopteri; Labriformes; Labridae
Gene: cdc42ep4b
Product: CDC42 effector protein (Rho GTPase binding) 4b
Exons: 3
Coding region: 436-1434 (332 amino acids)
Source: RefSeq, a predicted model, not a curated record